AUGAACUCGAUCCCAUCUUCAACACCCCCAACCUCUCCGCCACCCGUCCCCACCAAGCUAGGCCGUGCCCGCUCAGCAAGUCGUACCUUCUCCGAAGCCCAAGCCGACCUGGACCAACAACGCCAACAGGACUCUUUGAGAGCGAGAGCGAUGGACCACUUGGACGAGAUGCCCGGAUUGUUGACACGACCUGGCGUCGGGAAGGGGAUCGAUGGAGGUGGCGAGGGGAUCACCCCGGGCGAGUUCAGGGCCGAGGUGAGUGGUGGGGCCGCUGCUUUGCUUUUGUUUCGGCGGGAAACGUGGUCCGGGCCUGGCUGCAGGCUCGGGACCGGGUUCGGAAAAGCUGUAGCAAUGUUCACGGGAAAGCUGACCAUGUCAUCCAAUUUGUAGAUGGAGACUCUACUACUGCUUCGAAGGCGGUCACUUUCCCAACCUACGACCGUCGAUCCAGAUCUGCCCCCACCUACCUCGCCCACGGGUGCGAACCACCCUUAUAUGCAUUCCCCUCCGGGGUCUCCAACAUCCCCGACUUUUUCCUCCACCUCGAAACCUUCCCUCUCGAUCCAAAUCACCAAAGCCAACCAACUCGGGCCAUCGGGGAAUCCGGUCUCUCCGACAGCCCCUACCGCGGCAGAAACGGGGACGCUCGUGCGACGUCGAUCUUCUGCCGCGGGCACACGUCCGAUGCUCCCAUUACCCAGCGACCAUCCUCUACCACCUCCGAUAUCAUCGGCAUCGUCUUCCGGCACCCCUUCGAUGUUGGCACCCCUCGCCGUCGGCAUCCCUUCGUCCUCAGCGCCGGCCUCGUCGUCCCCCCCACCUUCCCCGACGGCGCUCUACGACGGUCGGUCCGCCGCGCACGCCUCGCAAGAACUUUUCUGGCUACCCGCAUCCCUUCACCCCGAGCUCGCACCCCAGGAAUUCAAAGCGUUCAUUCGAGAACAAACGCGACCCGAUAACCUCGCGAGACGUACGAGCCUCAGCGCCGCCGCCGGAAGAGGGAUCCGCAGCACGGGUGCGAGAACGAGUUCGUUGGGUGCGACGUUGGGUGAUUCGGUCGGUCGGUUGGAUCGGAGGAAGAGUAUGCUUCGAGGUGAAUACAAACCUCGUACCGACGACGGCGUAGGCGAGGCAUCGAGUGAGGGUCCGACUUCCGAGCCUAAGCGGCUCAGUAGGGGUAAAUCCGAAGGCGCGUUCGGUAGUGGUUCCCAAGGAUCGAGAAGAACGUCGGGCAGGAUCAACUUUGACGAGUUGACCAUUAGCGACUUGCAGAGGUUGGAGGAGUUGGCGGCGAGGGCCGAGGCCGAAGCGGCGACCGAAGGGGAGGGAGAGGGAGAACGGCUCGGUAGGGUCUUGAGGAGGAGUUUGAGUCUCAAUCCGUCGAACCUCGUCGCGCAGGCGUAUGGCUCGGCCGCUCAUUCGAGCACGGACGUCGACUUUGAUGGGCUCGCUUCGUUGUCGUCUGCGGGUGGUGCGAGUGGAGCAACCGACGAACGAUCGGCGAGCCCCGUACCGGCUCUCGACGACGACGCCUCCGCGGCCGACAGCCCUCUCCUCGUCCAUUCCCCAGGUCAAAUUUUGCGCCGAAGUGCUCGUACCAAGAUUCGUAAAGCCGGUCUCAUCGGCGAUGGCAAUGGUCAUCGAUUCGGACCUUCGCGCCGGCAAAGGGUCACUUCGAACGAGUGGGCGACGAAUCCGAGUGACGAGGCGCAGGGGGAAUCGAGCUUUGAAUCGAGUGAGAGUUUGGACGAGAAGGGAAGUGCGGAGUGGAGUGAGACGGCGAGUGCGGGGACGACGAUCGGUGGGCCGUCGUUCGAGGGUAGUUUGGAAGGCGUUUCGUCGUCGUCGGGGCAUCAGUCCGUCGUAUCGACGGCUUCGAUUGCGGAACCGCAGUACAUUGAGGAUGUUGCUGGUUCUGGUUUGUCUGCCGUGCCAAGGCCGGAAGUCGAAGCAGCGGAACUUUCAGUCGCUUCGGUCACGUCCAAACCUCUCGAUGCACCUCUACCACCUACACCUCCCAAAUCCGACGUCUCCCUCGCUCCGAUAGCCUCGGGUGCACCAGCCGUUGACCCCAGUUCGGCCGACUUCGACUGGGCGACCCAUGCUUCGAACCUACAACAAGCUAAACGACCGCCGCUGGUCGCUACCCCUUCGAUCCAAGCACCUGGCAUCGCUUCAAUCAUCCGAACGGAUACCUCUUCCCCACAACAGCAGAGGUACUCCCAGCCCGCUGCGAAAGCUACACCACCCCCAACUGCGACGAAGGAGAAGAAGAGUGGAUGGGCACGACUGGGUCUGAGCGUUCGUUCGGGUGCUGCUACGAUGUCGUCUUCUUUGGAGGAGAAGAAGAGGGGCAAAGGAGCUCAGCCGACGAACUCGGCGCCUCAACAACCGCAACGAGAGGCGUUCCAUGUUCAAGAUGGGGCGAGUUUCGCUUCCCAACAACAGCAACAACAACAAGAGAAGGACUCGGGCUUCUUCGGCGGUCUUUUCGGCAAGAAGAAACACGAUCACGAGACGGGCAAUGGAGCCAAUCCUGGCGUCUCGGGUAUGAUGUCGAAGCCUUCCGGACCGCCGACCCCGCCUUUGCAGUCCGAGGUGUCGAAUCGGAUGGCUCCGCCUCCACCUCCACCGACGGCUACGGCGGCGCAAUUGCCGACGGGCGAGUAUGUCAAUUUCUAUCGGCUGCCCAUUCAUGUCGAGAGGGCUGUUUAUCGAUUGUAAGUGCGAAAGGUGUUUGAUGUGUGUGACUUGGGGGCCGGAGGGCUGACCCGGUCGCAGUCUUUCACUAUUCUACAGGAGUCAUAUCAAGCUCGCCAACCCUCGACGACCUCUAUACGAACAAGUGUUGAUCAGCAACCUCAUGUUUUGGUACCUGUCGAUCAUCAAUCGUCCGAGCCCACCGCCCGUUCCCGUCCCUGUGCCCGUACCUUUACCGCCACCGGGUCCGGCACGAGGCCCUUUGGUCAAUGGUGUUCAUACGCCGGACGAAUCGGAUGGUUCUUCCACCUCCGGAUCGGCGGAUUCGUCGCCUUCUGCGUCUCCCGUCGUCCAAGCUUCCCCCGCACAACCUACCCCGAAACGAGGAACGCUGACCAAGAGUGGAGCAGGGAACCGAUCGUCUCCAAGGGAGGUGGCGAUCAAACCGGCGAGGUACGAGCAACAGAAUCGCCAGAUCGAUCAAGAAUACCUUCAACAGCAGCAACAGCAGCAACAGCAGCAUCAACAGCAUCAGCAGCAUCAGCAGCAGCACGCCCCACCUCGUCAAUCGCAAGCCCAGCCCGUGAGCUUUGCUCCCAUCGUCGUCGAUUCUUCCAAGGUCGAGAACUUUGGUUCAUCGAACGCCGGUGCACCCCCCUCUCCCCAGCGUUCUCCCGAUCGUUCCUCAGCCCCAGCGGACAUGUACUCCUUUUCAAAUGGUACAGCGGGCGCCGCGGCCCAAACCGUCUCCUGGAGCUCUCACUCGGACGACCACAGUUCACAGGGCAACCCCGCUCGACGAUCUUCUCCCCCCGUCUCUCCAUCCACGUCGCCCAAUCUUUCCUCCUCCUCUUCUUCAACAAGGACGUUUCCCAGUGCUUCGACCUCGCCUAAACCACCCAAUUCGGGAUUCCAAGUUACUUCGCGAGUGCAGAAGUUGCAGAACCGGUCGAAUUCGUCGGAGGAGAUCGUCAAAUUGUCGUCCGGUUCUCACUUGGGUUUAGGGAUGAUGAAGACCCACCCUUGCACCCCCUCUAGCGCAGAAGGUAAUCGUCGCACGUCCAAUAUCUCGGACAAGUCUUUUGACGAGGAGAGUUUGAUCGAUGCGUAUGGAGUACCGUCGCCGGUGUUGGAGACGAAGGCGUUGGUGGGGACGGCGGGUUUGUUGGAGGGGGUUGUGGGGGGGUGGGCAGAGGAUGGAUGUGGAGAGGUCAGAGUUGGCAGUGUUGGGGACGGGGGGGAAGUGAGGGGUACGGGUGUAUGA
Molecule: messenger RNA, 3964 nt
Organism: Microbotryum saponariae
Lineage: Eukaryota; Fungi; Basidiomycota; Microbotryomycetes; Microbotryales; Microbotryaceae
Source: the annotation of a GenBank genome assembly